CUGUAAGUGACGAAGAGAGAGUAGAAUGGCAGGCAGGCAGCGAUUUAUGACGUUACAUCCGUCAGUUUACGAGUGAAGAAAAGGCUGCAAAUGGAGUAGAGGGAAUGUAAAAAAUACAAUAUGAAGACAGCGGUGUCACAUCUUUGGCUCCUCCUUCUCUACUGGGGUGUGAGCAGUGUGGACCUGUCUGUGGACCUGCCGUCCUCAUCCUCAGUUUCUGUCCGCCUUGUCGCCCCUGAUGGUCCCCUGUUGGCCGUGGCAGGACGACACCUGGUUCUGCCGUGCUCUCUCUCUCCACGCACCGACGUGCAGAACAUGACUGUGGUGUGGUUCAGACCUGGACACGACACCCAGACCCACGUCCACAUGUACCGAGGCGGCGCGGACCGGAGCGAGGACCAGUCGCAGUCCUACCGGGGACGAGCAGCCUUUUUUCCAGACGGGAUCAGUUCGGGGAACGUGUCGCUGAGACUUGACGACGUGAAGCUUUCGGACGCGGGAGUGUACCAGUGCACUGUGGAUGCAGGAGGGGGGAACUACGACAACAAAGAAAUGGAGGUCCAAGUCAGAGCUGUAGGCACGGAGCCAACCAUCGUCACCGACCGGCGCAGAAACCAACAGCUGGAUCUACGGUGCGUCUCCACGGGAUGGAGCCCCGAGCCCGUAGUUGAUUGGCUGGACAGCGAGGGGCGGAACCUUCCUGCUGAGCCCACGCAGAUGCGAUUACAGUCGGAUGGCUAUAGGGUGGAACGCCGCCUCCUGGUGGACAGUAGGAGAAGCGGCGGCGGCGGCUACUACUGCAGAGUCACCCAGAUGGGCCUUGUGAAAAUGACACGGAUGAAUCAUACAGAUGAAGAUGAGGAUGUCCCAGAGGAUUCUCCAUACAUGGACGCAAUACUCCCCGUCGUAGCUGGACUCGUUGUACUGUGCUUUGGGUUUGCUCGGUGGAGAUCACACACCCACAGAAAUGUGCCUCCUUCAGACACUGCAGUGAUUUACUGGGCCGAAACGUCUGACCCUGUGGGAAGUUCUUUGACCGAAAGCUACACACACGGAAAUGUGCCUCCUCCAGACGCUCCGGUGAUUUACGGGGCCGAAACGUCUGACCCUGUGGGAAGUUCUUUGACCGAAAGCUACACACACGGAAAUGUGCCUCCUUCAGACACUGCAGUGAUUUACAGGGCCGAAACAUCUGACCCUGUGGGAAGUUCUUUGACCGAAAGCUACACACACGGAAAUGUGCCUCCUCCAGACGCUCCGGUGAUUUACGGGGCCGAAACGUCUGACCCUGUGGGAAGUUCUUUGACCGAAAGCUACACACACGGAGAUGUGCCUCCUCCAGACGCUCCGGUGAUUUACAGGGCUGUAUCUUCUGACCCUGUGGGAAGUUCUUUGACCGAAAGCUACACACACGGAAAUAUGCCCCCUCCAUACACUCCGGUGAUUUACGGGCCCCGGUGGUAUGACUGGGAUGAAAACUUUUUGGCCUGAAUCUAAACAGAAGUGGGCUUGUUUUUCUUUUCUUUUUUCAAUGUUGUUGUUAUUUUACAGCCCUAAUUUGUGGGUUGUUUUGAGUUCACAAUGAAGAUAAAUGAGAAUGUGUGAUGCAUCUGCAGCCUCGUGAAUCAGAAAGGCACCCAUGGCCUGUGUCCUGAGUCCUGCUUGGCCCCUAUUUGAUAUUUCAUUUCUGCGUUUACUGAUGGGGUUGUAUUGAUUUUUCUUUUUGCUCGUUUUGAAAGCAGAAUAGCAAUAAAGCCUUGGUUAAAAGUAA
Clupea harengus (Atlantic herring) is the source of this 1771-nucleotide messenger RNA. RefSeq names its product butyrophilin subfamily 1 member A1-like. The coding region runs from base 121 to 1491 and encodes 456 amino acids. Gene Ontology annotation, cellular component: external side of plasma membrane. Gene Ontology annotation, biological process: T cell receptor signaling pathway; regulation of cytokine production. The transcript is spliced from 11 exons. The record is from RefSeq and is a predicted model, not a curated record. Gene Ontology annotation, molecular function: signaling receptor binding. Lineage: Eukaryota; Metazoa; Chordata; Actinopteri; Clupeiformes; Clupeidae.